UUUUUGGUCUUCAAUAUCAAAUGAAGGCAACGGAUACUGAGAAGAGGAUGAUGAGGUGGAUUGAGCCAGGCCGUCCAAUCCGACGCCAGCUUGAGCGUUGGGCUUGUCGCAGGGGCCAAAAAUGGGCAGUAAACCUAGCGAUACUUCAUGCAUGUUCCAAUGUGAGCUCUAGAUUUAUUAGAGUAAUUAAAGCUAACUUUUUGGAAUGUUUAAGGUUUUCACUCUUCAUGACUCAGUUUCCAGGCAAGUUGGAUUUAAUGAAACAUAAAUUUUUGCUAGCCAUCUUUCAGAUCUAUUUAUUACACGUUACUAAAGUGGGAUGUGCUUCAAGGCGAACGUUUUUCAGUCGAUUUGGACAAGUGCAUAAAUCUUGCAGCUUAUCAGCUCCAAAUCGAGUUUCCCGAUUUUAGGCCAACCGUUCAACACCUCAAGAUGCUCAGUCUGUUGCCCCAGAGUAUGUGCCGAAAUCCUAAGAUUAAUAAUGAUGAAACUUAUUUGCGCAUUUUGACGGCAAACAUAUGAAAAACUUCAUACAAUGCAACCUGCCUAUGCUGC
Messenger RNA from Meloidogyne enterolobii, 555 nucleotides. Lineage: Eukaryota; Metazoa; Nematoda; Chromadorea; Rhabditida; Meloidogynidae. The record is from the annotation of a GenBank genome assembly.